AUGCCCUUAUUCUUCAAUAAGUUUUCUCCCAAGAAGACGCCAACUAGGAAGGCGUCCAUUUUCCUAGCAAAUAAAAAUUUAAGUCCUAAACGGAUAGAGAAAGAACUCGGCCCAGAAGUGGGUCCAAUACGCCUCCGCCUUGGAGAUCAGGAAGCUGUUUUUGAGGAUGGUCUGUGGAUUCCAGAGUCUGGUAAGGUCGGAGGAACUUUCAAAGAGAAUGAAAAAUUAAAAAAAGAAGUGAGACGACUGGAGGAAGAGAAUAAUCUGUUAAAACUAAAGUUUGAUGUACUUUUAGACAUGUUAACACAAACAACUGCUGAAGUUCACUCACAAAAGGAAGAAUUAGAGAAAUUAAAAAAUUUUUCUCUUAACAAACGAGUUGUCGUUUGA
Messenger RNA from Cyphomyrmex costatus, 390 nucleotides. RefSeq names its product beta catenin antagonist chibby (gene Cby). The record is from RefSeq and is a predicted model, not a curated record. Bases 1 to 390 code for a protein of 129 amino acids. The transcript is spliced from 3 exons. Lineage: Eukaryota; Metazoa; Arthropoda; Insecta; Hymenoptera; Formicidae.